UAUCUUUUUUUGUCUUUCUUUCAUUGCUAUCAUCAUCACCACCGACGCUGACAGAAUUGUUGUCAGCGCCUCCUACCGAAUCCAUCGCAAGAAUAGGCCGAUGUUCCGAACUUCCAUUCUCUGAAGACAAUAGUUUUUUAAAAGGUUUUCAGAGAUACAAAAGAAAAACAGAUCCAUUUGGGAAACCAAAACCAUGGAAGAUUUCAGAUCCAAUUCGGUUGCAGAUGGAAGGAUGCAGAUGGAGAGCUACGGUAGUGGUGGUGGUGGGGUGGGACCCACUACAUCUGGGUUCAACAGUAUGCAAGAUCUCAGGUGCUACAGUGCUUCAUACGCAACCUCGGCGCAAACAAACCAAACCCAGGUCGGAAAUGAUGCCAAGUUCAAGAAGGGAAAGUCCACAAAUGGGUCGAUCUCGAAUAGCUGGAGUUUCAAUGAUCCGGAGUUGCAGAGGAAGAAGAGGGUCGCUAGCUAUAAGGUAUAUACGGUGGAAGGGAAGGUCAAAGGGUCGCUGAGAAAGACCUUUAGGUGGCUUAAGGACAGGUACUCCAGGGUUUUGGAGGGGUGGUAGUAAGAAAGAAGAAAUUUCUUUUGCAGGUUUUGGGUGCUUGUCUUGUUUUCUAAGGCUGUUCAAUUCGACUUGGUGUACUGUGUAUGUCUUUGAAUGGAAUGUUGCGUAUAUUUAUAGGUAUGAGGUUUUAUGGAUUCGAAAUGUUGGGACUUUUGCCUUUUUCGAUGAAUAAUGUUGGGUAUGGUUUGUAUAUUAUGCAAUUUAUUUAUACCAAUUUGGAAAA
This is a messenger RNA of Juglans microcarpa x Juglans regia, 791 nucleotides long. RefSeq lists its product as uncharacterized. The record is from RefSeq and is a predicted model, not a curated record. The coding region runs from base 194 to 568 and encodes 124 amino acids. NCBI's taxonomy places the organism in Eukaryota, Viridiplantae, Streptophyta, Magnoliopsida, Fagales, Juglandaceae. The transcript has a single exon.